UCUGAAGCGCACCCUGUCGAUGGUUUACCUAUCCUAACAAGAAACGUCAAGUUGAAUUUGUUUUUGUUGGGUUAUGUUUUGGUGUUAGGAUGGCGGAGCCAAAGAAGAUAUCCUUCGGGUUCAGCAAAACGAAGAAACCGCAGAUUAUAUCGUCAUCGAAGCCUGUUGUCGAGGAAGAAAAGAAGGAGUUUAUCGAAUGCGUCGAGGAGUUGGCGAUCAAAGUAAAGGAUGCUGUUCAGGUGGAGAAUAAGCCAUUGAUUCUGCAUGUACCAGAUACUGAUGAUAGUCUUCUGGUGCGCAUUCAGAAAGUCAAGGAGCUGAAGGAACGCAGUAGGUUGAAGAGAUUAGAGCACAUUGAUGACAGACCAGACUCAGAGUUAAGUUUGGAUGAGUUGGCUGCAAGACAGUUGGUGGCUGAGGCCAGGAAAGCUGGAGAGAAGCAGAGUGAAUCAAAGGUGUAUAAAUUGGACGUAGGGGAGGAUAAACUAAUUUUGGAAGGCAGUGAGCAGGCUACACUGGAGGAUUAUGAAGAUGUCCCAAUUCAAGAUUUUGGAUGGGCUAUGUUGCGUGGUAUGGGCGUCACUGAUGAACAGAAGGUUAAGGAAGAGAAAGAAUUGGAGGUGAGGCCAAAGGGCAUGGGUCUUGGUGCCUAUAAGGUGGUGAACCAAGGGCGGAGCGGUAAACCCGCUGUUGGAACCGACGGUAAAGAGCUAAAGUUAGUGAAAGGAUGUUGCGCCAAGAUCAUAGCCGGUCGAGAUAUGGGGACCUACUGUAAAGUGCACGAUUGGGAUUGCAACGAUGAUGGUAUGGUUAUCGUCAAGAUGGCUUUAAAGGACGGCUUCACAUCCGUUAACGAAUUUCUCUUAAUACCUGUGUCUACAGAUGAAUACUCGAUGGGUUCAAAAGUUAUAAAUAACGCAAAGUAUGAGCAGUAUAAGGAGAGAGAUGCAAGCGUAGCGGUCAAAACCGAAAUGAAGCCAGAGCCUAAUGUAGAAGUAAAAAUUGAUAUUUCAAGCGAGGAGGAAUAUAGGAGUAGGAGAAAAGGCCGAUCCAGAUUUGAGGAGGAUAGUGCGGCGAGCCACAAGAAUUAUCGGAAAGAUCGCAGUAGGAGCAGGAGUAAGAGCAGAAAGUCGAAGAAGAAGCACCGCAAGCAGAGGAUGAGAAGGAGGAGGAGGAGUAGCUCGGGAGGCGGCACCUGCAGUGACAGCAGUACCGGCAGCGAGCAAGAUCGUAGAAGGCGGAAGGAGAAGAGUCGUAGCAGAAGGCGGUCCAGUGAGAGCGAGGAGGAAAGGUACCGGAACCGGAAUCGCAGAUAACGCGCGAGCGCAACGCAACGUCCCGCUUUGAAUAUUUUUUUUAGGCAGCCUAGGCUCGGUUGAGUACUCGGGAGGGACGAGCGCAAUAAAUCUUAAUUUCGAAAGAGCCGCUCGGAUCUGUUCCCCAGGGAACGCAAUUUUCCUCCAUACACACAUACACAAAAUAAUGCGUGCAGGAAGUACUAAUUGAAUUAAGUGAAGAGCAACUCUGGUUGCCUGCGUUGUUUUAAUUUAAUAACUGUUUAAUGUGCUAAGAAGAAAAAGAAAUUAGUUAGAAAUGUUAA
Messenger RNA from Nicrophorus vespilloides, 1600 nucleotides. Its product is annotated as G patch domain and KOW motifs-containing protein. The transcript has 4 exons. Lineage: Eukaryota; Metazoa; Arthropoda; Insecta; Coleoptera; Silphidae. The coding region runs from base 90 to 1316 and encodes 408 amino acids. The record is from RefSeq and is a predicted model, not a curated record. Gene Ontology annotation, biological process: mRNA splicing, via spliceosome. Gene Ontology annotation, cellular component: spliceosomal complex.